Cyprinodon variegatus (sheepshead minnow) is the source of this 852-nucleotide messenger RNA. RefSeq names its product fucolectin-1-like. NCBI's taxonomy places the organism in Eukaryota, Metazoa, Chordata, Actinopteri, Cyprinodontiformes, Cyprinodontidae. The record is from RefSeq and is a predicted model, not a curated record. The coding region runs from base 31 to 852 and encodes 273 amino acids. The transcript is spliced from 6 exons.
AUCAGAGUGGAGCGAGGACCAACUGCUGAGAUGCUGUGGAGUUUGGUUUUCAUCUGGGUUAUAACAACCCAAAAUGUAGCUGUGCAGACAACAGAUCUCUGCAACAAACAGAGAAAAAAUCUGACAGUGAAGAAUGCAUCUCAGUCCUCAACCUUAGAUGAUGGAGAACGCGUACCAUUGAUCCCUCCCAGAGCCUUUGAUGGGGAUCCCAGAACAUGUUGUCGCACCCAGAAACAGACUAACCCCUGGUGGAGAAUUGACCUGCAGGGGAUUUACAACAUUUCCUGCAUCUCUAUCUAUACUAAACCAGAUGAUGUAGCUUACAUAUCUGGAGCUCAGAUCUACAUCGGGAACUCUCUAGAGAACAACGGCACCAACAACAGGCUGGUUUACAACAUCACAGAACAAGGACAGAAGAUAAAAUAUAAAAACCUUGAUAUGACUGCCUUCAGCUUUACCACAUCAGCAUUGGGGCGAUACGUCACUGUGUUCAGACCAGGCCACAAGCAUCUGGUUCUUUGUGAGGUGAAAAUCACUGGCACAGAUCUCUGUAACAAAAUGAGCAUAAGUCUGAAGGCAAAGAAUGCAUCCCAGUCCUCAACCUUAGACUGGAUAAAGACUAAUGGAGAACACGUACCAUUGAUCCCUCCCAGAGCCUUUGAUGGGGAUCCCAGAACAUGUUGUCGCACCCAGAAUCAGACUAACCCCUGGUGGAGGAUUGACCUGCAGGGGAUUUACAACAUUUCUUGCAUCUCUAUCCAUACCAAACGAAAUGAUGUAGCUAACAUAUCUGGAGCUCAGAUCUACAUCGGGAACUCCCUAGAGAACAACGGCACCAACAACAGGCUGUAA